Molecule: messenger RNA, 3472 nt
Organism: Pseudophryne corroboree (corroboree frog)
Lineage: Eukaryota; Metazoa; Chordata; Amphibia; Anura; Myobatrachidae
Gene: SMARCAL1
Product: SWI/SNF related, matrix associated, actin dependent regulator of chromatin, subfamily a like 1
Exons: 19
Coding region: 388-3123 (911 amino acids)
Biological process (GO): replication fork processing; DNA repair
Molecular function (GO): ATP binding; ATP-dependent chromatin remodeler activity
Source: RefSeq, a predicted model, not a curated record
AACGUGCCAGUAGCAGGCAUGGCGUCCGGACUGUCUGAUGACGUCAAAUCAGCGCUGUCGCCGGGAUGACGAUGUCUGAUCAUAGCAAGCGGGGAAUACAGAUGUUUUGCUGUCAUGGAGAGCGAGGCGGGUGAAUAUAAAUCGGAUGUUCCAGCAAGGGAAUGUGUUUAAGAUACCUGCUGUCUGGAUCCCAGCAAUCGGAAUCUCGACACCCGUUAGAAUGGCGUCGCCGACAUCCCGUUCUUGUUAAACGACAUUUAAGAAAGCAGUUCAGGAAAACCCCACCGACUAGACAACCCAUCUAUGAUUGGAACAUGAAAUUAGAAACAACUGGAUGUUUGUGUAAAGUUUGUGACAGGUAAUUGCAGUAAGGGCUAAUCGGAGAAGAUGUCAGCCUGUCUUACAGAGGAGCAGAAGAGAAAGAUUGAAGAGAAUAGACAGAAAGCAUUAGCUAGGAGAGCAGAGAGACUUGCUGCCGAGAAGAAUGGAAUUAAGCAGAAUGCGUCUGUCUUUUCUGACACUCAGUCUUCAAAUGUACAGCGGCUGGGGAAGAAUCUGCUGCAGGACAGGCAGCAAGGUUUCAGUAAACCAUUAACAAGUAAAGAAGUUGGACAUAGCAGUAGUUUUAAAGACACCUCUCCAAGACCUGAAAAUGUUGGUGUGAACUCAUCUGGUAGAACAUUCCAAACAAAUAGCAAUGUGGUAACGGCACAGGCCCACUCUCUGGGUGCCAAUAACCAUCUUGUCAGUAAUAUGACUACAGAUGUACAAACGGCUCUUAUACCAGCCAGUAACUCAUCCCAGUUUUCUGAAGUGCAUUCUGGUUCUGGAAAAGUUAUAGCCGGCAUUGGACAUGUAAAGAAUGCAACAAACGUUUCUCAGUUUUAUGGUACGGCAACCAAUGCCAAGCCCCUUGUGCCUACUGAUAACAAGGCAGUGACGGAAGGGAGAGAGAAGGUGGGUAGUGGUAGUGCCUUAGAUGCAGCUCUCCCUAAAAGAAUUGCAUCUGCAACAAAAGGGAAGUGUGCCAAACACACAGAGGGGCGAUUCCGGGUUGAAGUAGGAUACAAUGCAAAAAUCAUCUCCUUGUUCAAAACUAUUCCCAGCAAAAACUAUGAUCCCACGACCAAAAUGUGGAGUUUCAGCCUGGAAGAUUAUACAAGUCUAAUGAGUGAAGUUCAGCGGCUGCAGAAUGUCCUUAUUAAACCCUUAGAGGGGAUGGAAGAUGUGACGAUCCUCUCACCACCUCCAUCUUCAAGUGGGGGUGCCAGCAAUAAUACCCUGCUUGCCAUGUGUAAUAACUGGCAGCGACCAAAUGCCACUCUAAGGGGCAGGACUUUGCUGAUCUCUCGCUCUCGAUUUGAAGUGGAGGUGGGCUAUCAUGCGGAGAUCAUUGGGUUUUUUAAACAGAUGAGCUCUCGGAAUUACGACACGAAGACCAGGAAAUGGAGCUUUUUGCUGGAGGAUUACCAAAAACUGAUGGAAGCACUACGUGGCAUACAGCAAGUUGAGGUAGAACCUCUCCCCAAACCUAUCAUACAAGCAUUUGCAUCCCAGUUUGAGAAAUCCUCUGUAAGUCGCAGUGAAAUCCCAGAAGUUGACUUAUCUGUGGUGGAUUCUAAGCUAGUCAACAGCCUGAUGCCGUUUCAGAGGGAGGGGGUAAGCUUUGCUAUAUCUCGGGAUGGUCGGCUUCUCCUGGCUGAUGACAUGGGCUUAGGGAAGACUAUCCAAGCCAUCUGCAUUGCUGCCUAUUACAGGACAGAGUGGCCACUGCUUGUGGUGUCCCCAUCAUCUGUCAGGUUUACCUGGGCAGAGGCUUUCCAUAGGUGGCUGCCUUCUGUGAAGCCGGAUAGUGUCAACGUCAUAGUUACAGGACGCGACAGCCAGUCCUCCAGCCUCAUUAAUAUUGUCAGCUUUGACCUGCUUGGGAAGAUGGACAAACAAACUACAACAAAUUUUAAAAUCAUUAUUAUAGAUGAAUCCCAUUUUCUGAAGAAUGUGAAGACUGUUCGAUGUAAAUCUGCGAUGCCUCUGCUCAAGAAUGCAAAGAGAGUCAUUUUACUGUCUGGCACUCCAGCCAUGUCAAGGCCAGCGGAGCUGUACACACAAAUUGCCGCUGUUAGACCCACAUUCUUCCCUCGCUUCCAUGACUUUGGAAGCCGCUACUGUGAUGCCAAACAAAUGCCUUGGGGGUGGGAUUACUCUGGAUCCUCUAACCUGAGUGAGCUCAAACUGCUGCUGGAGGAGUCCAUAAUGAUUAGAAGACUGAAAUCCGAUGUUCUGUCCCAGCUGCCGGCCAAACAGCGCAAAAUGGUCGUCAUCGCCGCUGAAGGCAUCAGCAUGAAGACCAAGGCUGCGCUUGCAGCGGCUGCUAAGGAAAUGGCACAAGGCUUCAAGAGUAAAGUUCAAGAGAAAGAAGCUCUUCUCCUUUUCUACAACAGAACAGCAGAGGCCAAGAUCCAGUGUGUCACAGAGUACAUUAUGGAUCUGCUGGAGAGUGGGCGAGAGAAAUUCCUGGUGUUUGCCCAUCACAAGCUGGUCCUGGACAGUGUUUGUGAAGAGCUGGGAAAAAAGAGUGUGGGGUUUAUUCGUAUUGACGGCAGCACUUCAUCAGCCGACCGCCAGUCUCUGUGCCAGAAAUUCCAGUUCUCGGAUAAGGUUUCUGUUGCUGUGUUGUCCAUCACAGCUGCUAACAUGGGUCUGACUCUGUCCUCUGCAGACUUGGUGGUAUUUGCCGAGUUGUUUUGGAAUCCUGGGGUCCUGAUUCAAGCAGAAGAUCGGGUCCACAGGAUAGGCCAAACGAGUUCUGUGAAUAUUCAUUACCUUGUAGCUAAAGGGACCGCAGAUGACUACUUGUGGCCAAUGAUUCAGGAAAAAAUGAAAGUUCUUGGCCAGGCCGGACUGUCUGAGACUAAUUUUUCAGAAACAACAGAAUCUACUGACUUUUUUUGUAAGGACCCAAAACAGAAAACCAUUUAUGACCUAUUCCAGAGGUCGUUCUCCCAGGAAAAUGCUGGGGAUGAUAUGGAUGAAGCUCUGUUACUGGAGGCCUGUGAGGAAGUUGACCUAGAAAUCCCAGCAGAGAGCCCGUGCAAGAAGAGGAAGAUUGAAGAUUACUUUUAAAAAAUGUCUGCAAAAUAAGAAAGUUUAUUGUUUGAUUGGAGAAAGAAAACCUUUAUUGUAUAGACCAUUUUUGUAUUAUGUUAAUUAUAUGCCAUAAUUAAAGAUAAACAGUAGUAUGAUUUCUCUCUUCUUCACCUGAACUGGGACUGUGUCACAGGGAGGCAGAACACUGUAAUCUGAAGCAUAUGGUAGUAGAAAAAAUAUAUAUAAUUUUUUGCAGCAAGUAAUUUUUAUUACUCCAUACAAUUUUUCCAAACUUCCACAAGUAUACAGGAAAAAUGGGUAAAAAUAUCAUACUAUGCUGUUUAUUUCUUUUAAACAUAUUUAUAUUAAAGCAUGUACAAACAAA